This is a messenger RNA of Emiliania huxleyi CCMP1516, 1916 nucleotides long. RefSeq lists its product as hypothetical. The transcript is spliced from 10 exons. The record is from RefSeq and is a predicted model, not a curated record. Gene Ontology annotation, biological process: proton transmembrane transport. Gene Ontology annotation, molecular function: antiporter activity. Gene Ontology annotation, cellular component: membrane. The annotation marks the transcript as partial. NCBI's taxonomy places the organism in Eukaryota, Haptophyta, Isochrysidales, Noelaerhabdaceae.
ACCGACGAGACGCGGCGAUGGCCGCGAGGCGGCGGCUGAGGCUCGCGACUAUUCUACUGGUGGCCUCGCGAGCGGCUGCGCUGGCGACGCCGGCCACGCGAUCGCUCUCGCCGCCCGCUCACCGCUUUGCGCCGCCGCCGCUCCGCACCGCGGGUCCGCUUUUGUGCAGCGGCGCAGGCGGCGUCAGCAGCAAAGGCGACGCUGCAGAGCAUCCACCAGACUGGGGUGGGCGGCCGCGGGGACUGGGGCCACGCGGGUGGCCCAGCAGAGCGGCUGCAGUCCGAGCGGCACGGCUUCGCCGCCGCUGGCUACUGCAGCUCGAGCGGGCGGGCGGGUGGCUUAGCGCGAUGGCGGCGGCGGCCUCCCGCAGCGCGGCGAGUGCACGUGUGGCGCUCGUGGCGGUGCUGCUGAUGGCGUGCACGAGUCGCGGCCCGCUCGCGGACCGGCUGGCCGAGCCGGCGGGCGGCGGAGCUCCACCCUCCACCAUGCAGCGGCUCGUUCAAUCUCGCGGCGCCGAGGAGCGGGUGAGGGUUCGCUUCGGCGGCGGCGGCGGCCGCACCUCUGCCGCCGCCACCGCUCUUGCGAGGACGGCGGAAGCGCCGAGCGGCUUGGUGGGGCGCAGCGCCAGCGCGGUGGCGCAGACGUGGCGGGAGGUGCGCGAGCACGCCUCGCCGGCAGAGCGGGAUACGAUGGUGCUCCUCGCAACCGCCGCGCUGGUGACGCCGAUCAUGGGCACCCUCAACCUCUCGCCCGUCCUCGGCUUCCUCUUCGCCGGCAUCCUCCUCGGCCCGACCGGCCUCGGCGUUGUGUCGGAUGUCGCCACCACGACCAAGCUCGCCGCGCUAGACGGGCAAGACGGGGAAGACGCCCACUGCCCGCACUGCACGGACUCACUGCGCGCGCUAAAGUCGGUGGGGCGCGACGCCUUUCGGCUCGGGGGCGCACAGUUCGCGCUCACCUCUCUGGUCUUCGGCGCCGUCGCCACCGCGUUCAGCGCCUCGGGGCCGGCGGCCGUCGUCUUGGGCGGCGGCCUCGCGCUCUCCUCCUCGGCCUUCGUGAUCCAGCUGCUGUCGGAGAAGGGGGAGCUCGCCACCCGCUUCGGCCGCGCCUCCUUCGGCAUCUUGCUCUUCCAGGACAUCGCCGACAUCGCCGUCGUCCCCCUCCUCGUCGUCACGCCGCUUCUCGGUGGCUCAUCCGGCGCAGCCCUCGGCGCCGCCCUUCGCGUCGCCGCUAUCAAGAGCGCCUCGGCCCUCGCAAUCAUCUUUGUCACCGGGCGGCUGCUGCUCCAGCGCGUUUUUCAGCUCGUCGCGUCGGCGCGCGACCAGACCGCCUUCUUGCCGCCGUCACCGUCAGCGUUCAUCGCGCGCGACCAGACCGCCUUCCUCGCAAUCACGCUGCUGACGGUGCUCUCGAUGUCAGCCUUCACGCAAGCGCUGGGCUUGUCCGACACCCUCGGCGCCGUCCUUGCCGGCGAACCGCCGCGCCUCUCGCUGCUGGUCUGCUGCUUAGGCCUCUUCUUCGUGACCACCGGCUUCUCCAUCGACCUGCCCCCCCCACUGACCAGCUCGCUGCUGGUCUGCUGCUUAGGCCUCUUCUUCGUGACCACCGGCUUCUCCAUCGACCUGCCCCCCCCACUGACCAGCUCGCUGCUGGUCUGCUGCUUAGGCCUCUUCUUCGUGACCACCGGCUUCUCCAUCGACCUGCCCCCCCCCACUGACCAGCUCGCUGCUGGACUCGCGCUCGCCCUGCACCUCUCCAAGACGGCGAUCGUCGCCGCUAUCUGCACCGCAAACCAGAUGAAGCCCGCCGCCGCGCUUCGCUCGGGCACUGCUCGCCUGCUGCUCUCGCAGGGCGGCGAGUUCGCAUUCGUCAUCUUUGGCCUGGCGCAGACGCAUGGCAUCCUCCCUGUUGGGCAG